AUAUGAGCCCGUAUGUCUGAUAAAAAAAAUUAAAGAAAGAAAGAAAGAAGAAGUAAGAAAAAACGAAUUAACUGUAGACGCCGUAACGGAUAUAAACGCUCUCCUUGUGCGGGUACGCGCAGCGCGUUCACAAACCCCUCCCCCAUUUAGAUAGUUAAACCAGCGCUACAUCAAAGCGUCACUCACUUUUAGAAAAAUAGACCCCUUGACCCCUUAUAACCUGUAAUAGUAUACUAUUUAAAGACAGUGAUCCUCAUUUGUGCAGUACACAGAUCCUGCAGCAGUCCUUGUGUUAUAAUGUGGAGGCUGUGCUGUGCUUGGUUUGGGGUUUAGAGAGACCGAGCUGUAAGUAGGUCGGGCUGGGCUUAAGCGGCUUAGCUACGUCAGCCUAAGCUGGGAGGAAUUCAUCCAAAGCCCUCCGCGGUAGGCGGGGGCCUAAACGAGGCUGGCCUAGUUAAGCCUGAUUCUUAUUGUGUGCAGCACAGCCUGUUUUUGUUGUGCAACGUGGCUGAGAGGGAACCUAGGAGAAGUGUAUGAAUCCAUGCACAUUUUAGGCAUAGUUUAUGUUUGAUUUAGAAGGAAAUUGAGAAAUAUAUGGGAGUAAGACCAAUGUUAGCCUUAUCACCGUGGACCAGGAGAAGCCAGCAGCAGGGACAAAAAAAGACAGGUGGGAAGAGUCAGGAGCCUUAGUAUUGAGUGUGGUUGCUGAACGGCGACAGCCAUAGGCCUGACUUGGGUCUGCGUGAGUCCGCUAUGCUAUAAGAUGGCAUCCAGCUCUGUGUUUCUGUCCAGUAUGGUGGGUAAAGCUCGCUCCUCCAACUUCACCCUCUCUGAGAAGCUGGACCUGUUGAAGCUGGUCCGUCCUCACAUCCGCAUCCUGGAGGAGCACACCAACAAGCAUGCGGUCAUCGUGGACAAAAACAAGUGCUGGGACACUGUUGCUGAGCAGUACAACGCCUUGGGAGGGGACAGACCCCAUCGCACCGCUCAGGGCCUCAGGACCCUCUACAAGAGGCUGAAGGAGUCAGCCAAGCAGGAAGUGAUGCAGCGGAGACACGCCCAGCCAGAGUACAGAGCGAGCAUCUCCGAGCCAACCAGGAGAAUUAUGGAGAUGAUCCCUCACCUGUUUCACCAUGUGCCCAUCCAUGAAAAGGACCAGGCACUGCGCAGAUUAAUAUACAGCAAGCACAACUCUCCUGUCGAACAUCCUGGCAGCAGCUCCUCUCUGGCUGGACUCCAGGAUUACUCAGCAGCUGUCCCAAGUAUCCCCCAUGAGGUGGUCCAGCUGGACCCUGAAGAGGAUGUUAAACCACCGCCAGACCUCCCCAUCCUCUCCGUACACUCGGAGCCAGGGCUGGACGGAGGCCAGGAGCAGCAGGAGGAGGACCAGGACUCGGGCAGCGUCCACGAUUACGAAGCAUCCCUGUCUCCCGUCACUUCCUCCGUUAACAUCCCUCUCUCACCCUCGCCGCUGCCCUUACGUUGCGACCUCUACCCCAACGAGAUUUACCCUCACCACGAGCCCGACAGGUUUCGCCCUCUGCACCUCGCCAAAGAGGAGCACGAGUUGGUGUUAGCCAAUCACAGGAAGGUUGCCGUCUACCUGGAGGAGAAGAGGGAGGGGCUGAAGAGGAAACAGGACCUGGAGGAGGAACUUCUAAAAGCCAAGAUCAAAGUAGAGAAACUAAAGGCUGCUCAACUGAGACACGGACUGCCAGUUCCUCUAUAACGAGCAUGAACACGCACAUCUGUGUCCAGUCUUAGAAAGGGAGAGGCUCUGAGGAACUUCAAGUAUGUAGAGGAAGCUAAGGACCAAUCACACUCAUCAGUUUCAUUUAGAGAGCCGUUUCAGAACUUGACAUUUUUUUUUGUUAUAUAAACAUAGUGCCUCAUACAGACACUGAAAGCCUGUUUGCAUAUUGCAGGAUGCAAGUCUGACUUGUGUUGCCAUCAGUCUGUGUUUAUGCUUGUCAAUGUUAAAAUUGUAUCAUCAUUAUCGCACUUAUUGACAGAAAUGGCAACAAAACUUGUACAUUCUUACAUUACAUAACACUGUGACAGGCCAAAAUAGGUUAAAUAAAUGUUGAAGUCCAGGUUUUGGAAGGGAAUAUUAUUAGUAAUAAAUAGCGUCUAUUAUGAUGGUGCUUUUCCUGCCUAGAUCUGCUAACAAUAUGUAUCUAUGGGGAUUUUAGCCUUGUGUUAAUAAUAUACUAUAAUGAUACUGGAGUGUGACAGUCUGCCUGGUUCAUAUCAGGGGGAUUGUAUCGACCUCUGUUCAUUCUUUUUAAAGAGAAUUUCUGCUUGAUCUAACAAACCAGAAGCAAUAAACUAAAAAGGCAUUUCCUCGUAGCACUUUUCAGUAACCAAGCUAGCGGCGCUUAUUAAAAUUCUGUGUAUUAGAAAUGAAAAAAGAAGCACUCCAAACAAACAAAGUUACACUUUUUAGAACUGAGAAAUGUUCAAACACCCAGGUUUGAAGCACAAGUUAAACUGCCGAAGGCCUUAAACACGAGAUGCUACUGAUAACAAAUCCUGUUCUUUGAGUUGCUGAAUUUACAUGGAAAUGAGAGAAAUCUGUUCGUCAGAAAUUCCCUCUGGUUGCUGAAUUGACAGUAAGUUUAGUGAUCAAAAUAAGGGAGCUGGAUUUGCGAUGUUAUUGUUAUUUAAUGUGUGUGACUACAACAUUGAUUGUAUUGUAAUGUGUGUCGUUAAAUGAGUGUUGUCAGUUUCUUUUACACUUUGUCCAAAUGUUCACUUGUUUCUAUUAAAGAAAAGAAGGUUUUGUGUUUAUUACACAUCA
Molecule: messenger RNA, 2800 nt
Organism: Cottoperca gobio
Lineage: Eukaryota; Metazoa; Chordata; Actinopteri; Perciformes; Bovichtidae
Product: fibrinogen silencer-binding protein
Exons: 2
Coding region: 764-1729 (321 amino acids)
Source: RefSeq, a predicted model, not a curated record